AGCAGCGAGCUCUCAGCUGCUCGCAGUCCGGCUCAGUCCUGCGCUGGUGACGCUGAACUGACGGCUGCAACUGCGACAAACUUUGUGAUUUUUCUUUUUUGGUUCCUGCUUUCCCUUUGUCGAAGAUGACCUAACUUCGAAAGAGCUCUGCUGGCCAGGAACUGGCUGAAGCACGCGAGACACCCUCCUACCUCCACCUCCACCGCCAUCAGCACUUGAGGGCUGCUCUGCAGAUGGGAGGUCACCAACCGGUCGUCUGUUUCGCCCAGAUGCACUAUCUGCCCUCCGCCCUCAUCUAAGAUGGCUGUCCGUGGCCUUCUCCUGCAUCCCAACAGUCUGGAGCAGAGCUGCGCGCUACCAUGGUGAUCAUUUUCUUGAAAACACUGGAAAAGAAGAAGGGUGUCGAUGAUGUAAGGUCCAAGAGCACCGAGAGACGGCUGCGUGAGCUCCACACCAUGAGCAGAGGGACCACCCUCUUCUCCUGUGGAACUGUGGAGGCAGAUAGGUGGCUGGACCUGGGGCAAAGCUGCGCCAUCCAGCAGAGAGCUCCCUGCCAGUCUGGUGCCAGUCUGGAGAGCCUGUGGGAUGUAAUGCCUGAGCCAGGGAGCUGGCACUGGGCCAGGGAGCCCGGCAGCGCCACAGCAAUCACCAGUCUGAUAAGAGAUCUCAGCCUCGGCGAGGGCGGCAUGAUCACACCUCACACCCACCCCACGUCCACCACUGCUCACUACACCACUACAGCCACCAGCCAAGCUCCGACGGCACCCCCGAGCAAACGUCAGUGUCGCUCCCUGUCCUUCUCUGAUGAAUUCACUGGGUUCCGCUCGUCUUGGAGGCCACAGGGCUCCAGAGUGUGGACAACUGUGGAGAAACGAAGGUGCCACAGUGGAGGAAGUGUGCGAGGAGGAGGGGGUUUCUCCAGCGGUCAUUUCCCCACCAUGCAGCGUAGCUCCAGCUUUAGUUUGCCCUCACGCUCCAACAUCCCGUCAGACGGAGCCCUGGACCUGCCAUUCUUCAACCAGCGACUGCCUCUCCACCCCCAAUUCACUGCCUCUCCAGUCUCCCCUACCUCUCCCUCCUCGCACCAUCACCACUCCCGCCAUCACCACUUCCUCAGGCCCCUCUCCCUCUCCCACGAGCAGAUCAGCCUGCCAGAGCUGCAGAGGGAGGAGGCGUCGGAGGCCAGCUCUCCAGACUCCACCCCAGAAUUGGGGAGGCGAGCCAACCUGAGAGCCAGGGGCACGGGGUGUCUCUCUCGGAGCAGGUCCCAGCCGUGCGUGCUAAACGACAAAAAGAUUGGUAUGAAGCGCAGGAGACCAGAAGAUGCCCAGGAGCAGCGGCCCUCCCUGGACUUGGCAAAGAUGACUCAGAAACUUCAAACUUUUCAGAGCCUGAGCUGUCCCGGAUUCUCCGCCACCGACGGCUGCCAGUCAGCCCUGCCCCCUCCCACCUCCGACACCUCCAGCCAACUAGAAUCAGACUUCACUGCUGUGUCCGAGCUGGGACUGGAGUCCCGGCAGGAAGCGGCGGGAGACGACGAGGAAGAGGAUUCAUCCUACGAGGAGCUGGAUAGCGACUCGGCUUGUAGCAUGGACUCGCGGCCCGGCUCUCCUGUGGGCAUCGUGGGCGGCAAACACACCCUCUGGAAGGGUGAUUGCGGGACACAGAGGGACAUUUUCCAGCUGGGGGGAGAGCUGGAUCUUGACCAGAUUGAGAGAAACUGAACAUUUUAUAGGAGAUUUUAAAAGACUGUGUCUGGAAAGUUAUUGGACAUUGAUGAUGUACGAAGAGAUGGGCUGUGGGAGAAAAGAGUGGAGGAGUUUGAAAGGGAAGGACAAGGAAAGUGAUACAGAUGAUGGAUUAAGUAUGUGGUUACCGGCUGCCUUUUUAACGACACAUUUGCCUUGAACAUUCGUACUGUUUGAAUCGAGAAACAGUGACCUUAGUUGUUUUUUCAUUGGGUUUUCAGCUUAACUCAGGAGUAGGAAAGUGAGGGUUAGUCUUAAAAAAAACUCUCAGCCCCUACUGUCUUUUCAACCUGAUGAUCUUUCCAAAGUCAGCUAACCUUAGGUUUGUAGUACUGUAGCAGUAGCUGGGCUCUCCUGUAUUUAGUUUUUUUUAAUACUCAGAGAAAGUCAAGGCAUCGAGGAUGAGGUGAAACAGGGAGGGGUAAACAACAGAAGGAAGCACCUUCUCACCCUUGACCUUCAUCGUUAUCUUUGGUGCACACAUGAAAUCUGAUUUUGUUUUGCUGAAUGUAGGCUCAAUAAGCUUUACGAGGAGUUCGGAAAAUGACAGUGCCUUCCUUUGGAUGCUUGCUCUCCCGGUUCUCCACCUUUUCUGACUUUUUUUUUUUGUAGUUUCUUAAUAUGCAAAAUUGUAUAUUUGAAUUAAACACUGAAUCUCAAGUUUUCAGUCCUAAUAUCAAUGUAUAUUUUUCUAAGUAACUGUGUUUUUUUAUGAGCUGUUUGUGAAGGAGCAAGAAUACGAGGCCUUUCUUCUAACAGAACGGACAUGAAAUAAAUUUACAACCUGCA
Epinephelus moara (kelp grouper) is the source of this 2537-nucleotide messenger RNA. RefSeq names its product protein FAM53B-like. Gene Ontology annotation, biological process: positive regulation of canonical Wnt signaling pathway; protein import into nucleus. Bases 360 to 1724 code for a protein of 454 amino acids. Gene Ontology annotation, cellular component: nucleus. The record is from RefSeq and is a predicted model, not a curated record. The transcript has 5 exons. NCBI's taxonomy places the organism in Eukaryota, Metazoa, Chordata, Actinopteri, Perciformes, Serranidae.